Molecule: messenger RNA, 1710 nt
Organism: Funneliformis geosporum
Lineage: Eukaryota; Fungi; Glomeromycota; Glomeromycetes; Glomerales; Glomeraceae
Source: the annotation of a GenBank genome assembly
AUGUCACGAAAACGACCACAAGUAGUUCCUUCUGCUUUUGAAAUUCGCUUCAGUACAACAGAUACGGUGAGUAAAAAGAUUGAUUCAAAAUUUCUAGACGUUUUGUUAUUGUCGCAUGCAUUGAUAAAAGAUUUGCGAGAUCAAAUCUCUUUACAGGGGUUAGAGGUUUUUGAGAUACAACCCGAUCUCAAUCCGCAAGAACAACGUGUACCAGACCCUUUUAAAAAGCGAGAUAAGAUCCCAAGAAAUUCUGGUAUUAUGAAUUCGGAACAAUCUAGCUCAGAUCCUCCCACUAUAAUUAUCAGGCCAAAAUCAAAACAUUAUUUAGGUACCGACAAUAAUUUAAAUAACGGUCCUUUGAAAAAGGGAAUGUCAUCAAUUUCCAAUGGAAUUGAUCAGGCUUCUUCUAUUAAAUCUAAAUCUUGGAAUGCUGUAGGACCGGAGGCGGAUAGAUCACAACAACGCACUAGUAAAAACUUGAAUGUUGAUAGAGUUCACCUCCUUGGUAAUGCUAAUAAUGAUAUGGGCAUGAAUGCUAGUUCAAGGUUGGAAAUUAAGAUGGAAGAUGAUUCGAUUAUACGGAAUGCUCUAUCAAACCAGAAAAAACGACCGUUUAGGGACGAGAGAGGCAAUUUGAGUAAAGAAACCCCUAUUAUGAACUUGAAUGGAAAGACUGGCGCAGUUAAUUCCAAAAAUAAGAAAAAAUCACAAAAAAACACUCUUAAGAAAAAAACAAUAUAUAUGCCAACAAACAACUAUAAGGAUGAAGAAAUAAAAUCUGUGCCCAAAGACGGUAUCGUAACUCCUCCCGAUACACCUCCGCGAUCUCCUCCAAUAACUCCAAAUACUCUACUAGCGCAUUUAGGCGAUAGUUCGAUUACUCCACGCACGUUAGAAGACCCACCUAUAACCCCACCACUCUCAUCUGGUUCAUCAACGUUUAAUGUUAAUGUUUCAUCAACACAGUCUCCAUCAAGGAUUCCUCAGCCACCUUUAAAGAAAUUAAAGGAAUCUCCGAUAGACUCUUUGGAUCAACCAAAGAAACUUAUAAUUCCUCACGAUGAGGUCAUUGUACCUACUGUCGCGAAGAAACUCAAAAUGAAUGGACAAUUGCAUUUUGCAAAUCAUGAUGCAUUACUUGGUUAUAGUGAGGAAUCAGAAAGUAUAUCUCCAACGACGACGUCAGAAAAUGGAUAUGUGGACAUUACAGAGCAAAUGGUUGAUUUAAUCGUUAGUUCUCAAAAAAAACCAGAAAAUGGUUAUGUGGAUAUUACAGAUCAGGUUGAAGAUUUAUUUGAUAAUCCUCAAAAAAAGUCACACAAAAGGCAACAAUCAGUUCCUGAUUCACCACGUCGUCAUCAGCGUUCCCCACGAAAAAAUUCUUCUGCAGGACAUUCACGUAAUUCAAGUACGGCUCAUUACAUCGCUCCUCGCAAACAAAAUCAUCAACAACCGGCUCCAGUUACAAGCAAAGAGCCUCCUAGUCCUUCGAUUACACAGUUUGAAGAUUCUUCAAAUCUUUCUUUUCACGAUAAUGAGCCCCGUUCUUCAAUUUCAUUAACUCCAUCAGAGCCUUCCACAGCUCCAACAACCACAGAAGUCGAAAGUCGUGAAGAAUAUACCGAAAAGAAAGUUGACGAGAUUCUUAUUCCUGCACCCGUACAGAUGCCCUCCGUUGAGUAUAGACCGUAUCCCGUGGAAACCGAUUCU